Phalaenopsis equestris is the source of this 606-nucleotide messenger RNA. RefSeq names its product zinc-finger homeodomain protein 11-like. The transcript has a single exon. Gene Ontology annotation, molecular function: transcription cis-regulatory region binding; DNA-binding transcription factor activity. The coding region runs from base 1 to 606 and encodes 201 amino acids. The record is from RefSeq and is a predicted model, not a curated record. Gene Ontology annotation, cellular component: nucleus. Lineage: Eukaryota; Viridiplantae; Streptophyta; Magnoliopsida; Asparagales; Orchidaceae. Gene Ontology annotation, biological process: regulation of developmental process; regulation of DNA-templated transcription.
AUGGAAGAACUGAGAUCCGGCCGGAAACUCUACGGCGAGUGCAUGCGAAACCACGCCGCUGCUCUCGGCGCCUACGCGUCCGACGGCUGCGGCGAGUUCUCCGCCGACGAGGGUUCAAUCUCGGCCACCCAUUUCUGCUCCGCAUGCGGCUGUCACCGUAACUUCCAUCGCAAGCUCCUCGAUGUCUCUGGUUACUCCUCUUACUAUCCGUCGGAAACCGCUGCCAUGGCUGUUUCGGAUAACCGCUCCGACGGCCGGCGGAGGUUCAGGACUAAGUUCACGGGCGAACAGAAGGCUCAAAUGAGGAGCUUUGCGGAUAGGCUGGGGUGGCUAAUGCCGAGGAGGUCGGAUGCGGAGGAGGAGAUAGAGGUUGAGAAAUUUUGUGCAGAGAUUGGAGUUAGUCGUCACGUGUUUAGGGUGUGGAUGCAUAAUCACAAAGGUAAUGGGGUUGCGGGUGGUGGAGGAGGGGCGGCGCCGGCGAACUCUUCUUCGGCGACGAAUAAUUCGGAUGGGGAUGUGGUUGGGUGCAGCGGAGGAGGUGGUGGUGGUGGUCGUGGUGAAAGUGAGGAGCUUGGGGGAGAUGGGAAGAGUGGUACAUCCAUGUGA